UAUUAAUCAUCACACCAUACCAUACAACCUUUAAUUCCCUUCUCACUACUUUCAAAAAAUAAAAUAAAAACAAAUAUAUAUUACAUUUACACACACUUAAAAAGUGUGUGUGCUCAAACUUUAAUCCUUUUUUCUUAAAAGAGAGAAUGGGGGAGCAAGUUGAAAAGCCACCGGAGGAAAAGAAACCAGAGGAAGAGAAAAAAGAAGAGCCUGUGAAGACUGAAGAGAAAAAGGGGGAGGCGGCGCCGGCGGCGGAUGAGAAAAAAGAAGAGACGCCGCCGCCCCCACCUCCGCCGCAAGAGAUUGUUUUGAGAGUUUUCAUGCAUUGUGAAGGAUGUGCUAGGAAAGUCCGUCGUUGCCUUAGAGGCUUUGAUGGUGUGGAGGAUAUACAAACAGAUUGUAAGACACAUAAGGUUGUUGUGAAAGGAGAAAAAGCAGAUCCAUUAAAGGUUCUAGAGAGGGUCCAAAAAAAGAGUCACCGGAAAGUUGAACUUCUUUCUCCGAUACCCAAACCGCCGGCAGAUGAACCUAAAGCUGAAGAAAAACAGCCACCAAAGCCUGAAGAGAAAAAAGAAGAGCCUCCACAGGUGAUAACGGUGGUCCUCAGAGUUAACAUGCAUUGUGAAGCUUGUGCUCAAGAGAUUAGAAAACGCAUUUUAAGAAUGAAAGGGGUGGAAAGUGUAGAACCAGAUCUAAAAAACUCACAAGUAUCCGUUAAAGGAACAUUUACGGCGCCGCAAUUAGUGCAACACAUUCACAAAAGAACCGGAAAAAACGCCGUCAUCGUUAAACAAGAUCCCGAACCUAAAAAAGAAGCCGGCGGCGACAAAGGGAAAGUAGAGAAAAAAGACGACGGCGCCGCAGAAAAGAAAGAAGAAUCGAAAGAUGAAAAAAAAGAAGAGUCGAAAGACACAGAUGAAAAGAAAGAUAGCGGCGGUGAAAAAGUUGAAGGUGAAGCGGCGGCGGCUGGUGGCGAAGGAGAAGAAAUGCCAAAAGGGAUGAUGGAAUUAAGAAAAAGUGAAUUUUAUUAUUACCACCCACAAAAUUACCAAAUAUAUCCAACAAGAUAUACAGCGGAAUCUUCAUAUGGGUACCCACCAGCACCGCAAAUGUUUAGUGACGAGAACCCCAAUGCAUGUUCUGUUAUGUGAAAAAAAGUUAAUAAUAAUUAAAAGGGGUAAAAUGGGAAAAAAAGAUAGAAGCACAUGGGGGGUGGAUUGUCGUGGUGUUCAUGUGGGUGGUGGUGGUGGCCUUUUCUGUGGAUUUAGCAGGCAAAUAAGAUGUUAAUUUGUCUUGGUGGUGGUGGUGGUGGUGGACGAAUGGUGCAGACCUGAUGGUGGCUUUUUGUAAUUUUUCUAUCAUUAUUUUUAUUUUAUCCUUUUUACUUUUUGGGGUAGUAGCUCUAAUGGUAAAGUAAUGGUGAUAAAUUGUUGUUACUAUAUAUGAUGAUAAAAUGGUGGAGUAAAAUAAUAAUAAUGGUGCGUCAUCUUCAUAUAUGUGAAAUAUAUAAAUAAUAUAAAUGAAUAAUUUUGGAGAUUAUCAUCA
Erigeron canadensis is the source of this 1545-nucleotide messenger RNA. Its product is annotated as heavy metal-associated isoprenylated plant protein 7-like. Gene Ontology annotation, molecular function: metal ion binding. Bases 147 to 1151 code for a protein of 334 amino acids. The record is from RefSeq and is a predicted model, not a curated record. The transcript is spliced from 5 exons. Lineage: Eukaryota; Viridiplantae; Streptophyta; Magnoliopsida; Asterales; Asteraceae.